UGAUGUAACCAACCAACCAACCUCCACUUUGAGAAUAAGCGCUAGAAUGGCUAUGUUUAUUCUUAUUUCUGGCAUAUUGUCACUCUUACACAUAGCAUAUUUAAACCCCAUAUUUUCACCUGAAGAUGAAUUUCAUUUUAAAACGUGGAUGACCGAGAAUGGGAAAACGUAUGACCUAGGCCUACCUGAAUACUACCAUAGGCUGCACAUCUUCACCCAAAACAGGAGGAGGAUCUUGGAACACAACGCGGGUAGAUCCUCAUUUACCAUGGGGCUGAAUCAAUUCUCAGAUUUGACCUUUGCAGAGUUCAAAAAGGCCUUCCUCCUUCACGAGCCUCAGAACUGCUCUGCUACUACAGGGGGCCACCCUCGCCAAGCAGGGCCCUACCCAGACUAUGUGGAUUGGAGGACCAGAGGAGAUUACGUUACUCCAGUGAAAACACAGGGUCACUGUGGGAGCUGCUGGACCUUCUCCACCACUGGCUGUCUUGAGUCUGUCACAGCCAUCGCCACGGGGAAACUCUUGGAGCUGUCGGAGCAGCAGCUGAUAGACUGUGCCCAGGACUUCAACAAUCAUGGUUGCUUUGGAGGACUACCAAGUCAGGCAUUUGAGUAUAUCAAAUUCAGGGGUGGUCUCAUGACAGAAGAUGGCUACCCAUAUAAGGCACACGACAGCACCUGUAAGUUCCAGCCUGAACAGGCUGCAGCCUUUGUCAGGGAUGUUGUUAACAUAACCAGAUUUGAUGAAAUGGGAAUGUUAGAUGCUGUGGCCAGGCUGAAUCCAGUCAGUUUUGCAUAUGAAGUGACGGCUGAUUUUGUGCACUACAAAGAUGGCAUAUACAGCAGCACAAAGUGUAAGAACUCCACAGAGACGGUGAAUCACGCAGUCCUUGCUGUGGGCUACGGAGAACAGGACGGAACCCUGUACUGGAUUGUCAAGAACUCCUGGGGCAGCACCUGGGGCAGAGAUGGGUACUUCCUUAUAGAGCGAGGGCGGAACAUGUGUGGUCUUGCCGCCUGCUCCUCCUACCCACUGCCACUGGUGUGAACAGUCUCCCCUCCUUACAGAGUUGACCAGGACGUCCAAGGCAGUGUACACACACAGAUGCACUGCUCUACAGCAAAGGGAAUUGAGCUCACUGAAGCUCUCACACAAAUUGCACCUACAACAAUAGAAUGUAAGCAACGUUACUGACGGUUUUUAUAUAUCACAGUACUGUAUGUUUGCACUAUUUUUAGUCAAGGAUUCUGGAUGCUGUAUGACUUUGAUUUUGUGUGUUAUACAGUAUGUGUGAGUGUGUAUAGCCAAACUAUGGUGGGAUUUUAUCAGUGUCCUUCUUCACAUAUUCCCAUUUGUACUGACUGUGUCUGUGUUAUUAAGCCAUUGCUCACAACACAUAUUGUACAAUAGAACACUACUAGCCUUUUGAUGUCGGAUGGUUUAUUAUUAUCAGUUUUGCUAGUUGAAAGUUUUUAUUAACUUCAAUUUUAUGGCCAGCAACCUACAAAUCUAAAGCACCAGAUAAGUGUUUUGCUGCUAAUAAAGUCAUUUAAAUCCUGUGGUUUAACACUUGUGAUG
Sardina pilchardus (European sardine) is the source of this 1579-nucleotide messenger RNA. RefSeq names its product pro-cathepsin H-like. The transcript has 12 exons. Gene Ontology annotation, molecular function: cysteine-type endopeptidase activity. The record is from RefSeq and is a predicted model, not a curated record. Bases 47 to 1048 code for a protein of 333 amino acids. Gene Ontology annotation, cellular component: lysosome. NCBI's taxonomy places the organism in Eukaryota, Metazoa, Chordata, Actinopteri, Clupeiformes, Clupeidae.